This is a messenger RNA of Grammomys surdaster, 885 nucleotides long. RefSeq names its product peroxiredoxin-1-like. Gene Ontology annotation, cellular component: cytosol. The transcript has a single exon. NCBI's taxonomy places the organism in Eukaryota, Metazoa, Chordata, Mammalia, Rodentia, Muridae. The coding region runs from base 64 to 663 and encodes 199 amino acids. Gene Ontology annotation, biological process: hydrogen peroxide catabolic process; response to oxidative stress; cellular response to stress. Gene Ontology annotation, molecular function: thioredoxin peroxidase activity. The record is from RefSeq and is a predicted model, not a curated record.
UUCCUGUGUUCUCACGGUUGCUUCUGUUCGUGAGACCUGUGGCUCCACCCUGCUGAUAGCAAGAUGUCUUCAGGAAAUGCAAAAAUUGGGCAUCCCGCUCCCAACUUCAAAGCUACAGCUGUUAUGCCAGAUGGACAGUUCAAAGAUAUCAGCCUACGUGACUACAAAGGAAAAUAUGUUGUGUUCUUCUUUUACCCUCUUGACUUUACUUUUGUGUGUCCCACGGAGAUUAUUGCUUUCAGUGAUAGAGCAGAAGAAUUUAAGAAAAUUAACUGCCAAGUGAUUGGGGCUUCUGUGGAUUCUCACUUCUGUCAUCUGGCAUGGAUUAACACACCCAAGAAGCAAGGAGGACUGGGACCCAUGAACAUUCCCUUAAUAUCAGAUCCCAAGCGCACCAUUGCUCAGGAUUAUGGAGUCUUAAAGGCUGAUGAAGGUAUCUCUUUCAGGGGCCUCUUUAUUAUUGACGAUAAAGGUACCCUUCGCCAGAUAACAAUAAAUGAUCUUCCUGUUGGCCGCUCUGUGGAUGAGGUUCUGAGACUAGUCCAGGCCUUUCAGUUCACUGACAAACAUGGUGAAGUGUACCCAGCUGGCUGGAAACCUGGCAGUGGUACCAUCAAGCCUGAUGUCCAAAAGAGCAAAGAGUAUUCCUCUAAGCAGAAGUGAGCACUAGACCAUUUAUCUGCCAGACAGCAUUGAGCAGCCAGAAGAAAAUCUCUUGUACUCUACUCAUGCUUAAACACAUGUGGUGUGAUUCCAGAUAAGCCUUUUCUACAGGGCUGGGUGUGGCUAGCCUUUCUUCCACUAUUGGUAAUGGUCUGAGCUGUGUUUUGGGCAGACCAUCUUAUAUCAGUCACAGAAACCAACCUGUUAAUUCUUUUUUUUUCC